This is a messenger RNA of Malurus melanocephalus (red-backed fairy wren), 970 nucleotides long. Its product is annotated as ubiquitin-conjugating enzyme E2 L5-like. Lineage: Eukaryota; Metazoa; Chordata; Aves; Passeriformes; Maluridae. The coding region runs from base 336 to 794 and encodes 152 amino acids. The transcript has 4 exons. Gene Ontology annotation, cellular component: nucleus. The record is from RefSeq and is a predicted model, not a curated record. Gene Ontology annotation, molecular function: ubiquitin conjugating enzyme activity. Gene Ontology annotation, biological process: ubiquitin-dependent protein catabolic process; protein polyubiquitination.
CCGUGCCUGGUUAAAGAUUAAGGAGGUUCCCGUAAAUCAGCCGGACACGGCGGGCGAUGCGGGGGCAGCCGUGGGGGACGGGCASGGGCGUGCCGGGACAGCCGGGAUGMGGCCCCGCGUCCCGUUUUGCUGCCGUCAGGCUCCCCAUGGGUGGUGGGAGUCCGGCGCUGUCACCCACCGCMCCCGGGACCUCGGGGUGACGGGGGUCCCCGGCCACCCCAGGCCCGUGUGUCCCCACCCACCCGUGCCGGGGGCGCGGUCGGAGAACCUGGUCCCGCCCGCCCAGAGGCGUGUCCCCACGGAGCCCAUCCCGGUGGCACCGGGCACUGAUCACCAUGGCCGGGCGGAUCGCCAAGGAGCUGGAGGAGGUGCGGCUCUGGGAGAGGGCCCGCGACGUGCGGCUGCUGAAUGGGAACCUGCGGCGCUGGGAGGGCAUCCUGCUGCCCAACAACCCCCCAUACAACGCGGGCGCCUUCCGCUUCGAGCUGACCUUCUCCCCCCACCACCCGCUGGAGCCCCCCUGCGUCACCCUCCGCACCCCCAUCUACCACCCCAGCGUGGACRCCGAGGGCCGCGUGUGCCAGCCGCUCACCGCCCGCCAGCACUGGGARCACACCACCCGCGCCAUCAAAGUGCUGCAGGACCUGCUGCUGCAGCUGGACAGCCCGGAYCCUCAGCGGGUGCUGCGGCCGGACGUGGCCCGGGAGCUGCAGGAGCGCCCCGAGGAGUUCCGGCRCCGGGCGGAGGAGCACACGCGGCUCCACGCCGAGCCGCGCCCCGACCCCCGUGCAUAAGGCAAUGAAUUCUCUCCAUCACCUGCUCUGGCUCCCUGGUGCGUCACUGGGAGGGUGAGGGGCCCCGGGAGUUGUGUCACCCUCCCGGCGGCAGAGCCAGGCAGUGCCCAGCACUCAGACACUUGCUCGGUGCCAGCGUUCCUCUGUCCAGAGAUGAGGCCAMCGCUGCCUGGCAU